This is a messenger RNA of Sphaerodactylus townsendi, 5171 nucleotides long. It is a transcript of the gene CRACD, whose product is annotated as capping protein inhibiting regulator of actin dynamics. The coding region runs from base 471 to 4568 and encodes 1365 amino acids. The transcript is spliced from 11 exons. The record is from RefSeq and is a predicted model, not a curated record. Gene Ontology annotation, biological process: negative regulation of barbed-end actin filament capping; maintenance of gastrointestinal epithelium. Lineage: Eukaryota; Metazoa; Chordata; Lepidosauria; Squamata; Sphaerodactylidae.
UCAGCUGGAGGUUGCAGGGCGGGAGCAUGUGAUCAUCUGGUGAGUCUGCUGCUUGCUUUGCCAUGGUGUGGCAGCAACGGGGAGAGCAAUGGAGGCGCCUUGAGGGACGCGGCCGGACGGCUGCUGCUUGGCUGGAUUCCUCGCCCGAGGGGGACCCCCGCCGAGCCGAGCCUUGAACCCAGCUGGGAAAUACAAUUAGUUGGUAUACCAAAGGACUGUAUGCAAGAUUCUGAUAUUGCGGGAAAGCCUGAGUGAAAACAUCUGAGAAGACUAAACUCCUUGAAGACAAGAAAAAGUCAAACAAAUUCCAGCCUUUCAAGAAGUUUUUCAAUCGGAGGAAAAAACGGGAGGUGACACCGGAUCGCGAGGAUGCCAAGCUGAAGCCCAGCCAUUCCUUUGGAAAUAUCUGCAAUGGCAUACUCUCUUCCGACGAAGAGACAAACGAUGGCUUGAGGUCUUCUGGUUAUAGUAUGGGAACACGGGCUUUUUCCCAUGACAGUAUUUUCAUACCUGAUGGGCGAGCAGAGAGUGAAGAGUCUGUUCAAGCAAUGUCACAGGAAAACAUCCUAGGCAAAGUCAAAACUCUUCAGCAACAGUUGGCCAAGAAUAUAAAAUUUGGCCAACCCUCACAAAUGACAGUUUCAGUGAAGACAACUGGGGAGUCAAACGCUAGUUUGGAGGCAGAUGUUUUACUGAGCAGCCCCAUGGAGACUGAGAUGCAGCAGGACUUGGCCAUCCCAGAGAACUAUAAUAAAUCAGGUGGCACGCCAGACUCGUUGAGCCCAGCAAGUUUGCGUGAAACAGGACAUGAAGUGGAAGAGAAGGUUACUCCGGUCAAGUCAUCUCGGCCAAAAAGACACCACUCUCCAUCUGGCACAAUUGAAACCGUCAAUCUCGAUGCAAUCCCUCCGGCGAUCGCCCGUCUGGACAACAGCGCAGCAAAGCACAAACUUUCUGUUAAGCCAAAAAAUCAGAGGGUGUCAAAAAAGCACAGAAGGUUACUAAAGGAGCCACAAAACACAACUGAGUUUGAACAAGAAAUCACAGAAACUCGAAGGUACGAAGGUAAAGUCUCAAAACACAAUGGCCAUCAUGUUGCAGACAAGCCAAUCCAAGAUACAGAAGGCCAAGAACAGAAAGAAGAAAAAAGAAAGCAAGAAGGCUAUUGGCAAAAUCUGGAUCCUGAGCAGAAAGCGGAAACAGCUGAAGCAGAAGUGAGGCAACACCUGGAACAUAAAAGACUUCAAGAGAGCCAAAGGGAAGAAGAAGGGAAAAAACAAAAGCUCCAGGAGGAAGAGCAGUUUUUCAAAGUGGAAGAGAGAAAGGAGCUAGAAGAAGAAAGGCAAGAAGAACAGACUUGCAGACACAAAGGGCUGGAAGAGCAGAGGGUGGAGGAAGGGCCUUGGGAAUGGCAAGAACAAAUGCAACAGGAAGGACAAAGGCAUCAGGAAGUGGAGAAACAAAAGCCACAGCAAGGACAAAAGCCAUCAGAAGGACAAAGGCACUCUGAGCUAGAGGUGCAAAGGCUACCUGAAGAGCCAAGCCAUCAGAACUGGGAAGAACAAAUGCCGUGGGAAGAACAGAGAUGCCAGAUGUCAGGUGAACAAAGCUCUCAUGGGUUGGCAGGACAGGGAAUGGAGAAACCAAAAGGAAAAGAAGAAAAUGGUAAUCAAGAGUUAGAGAAAAGCCAGCAUGAAAAGCUGUUACAGCAGGACUGGAAAAGCAAGAGAGAAAGUCAGGAGAAGCAAACAAAACAAACAAAAAAGCGAGGGCAGCAGGAACUGAAAAGGCAGAGACGACGAGAAUUAGCAGAACAAGUGCACGAGACUGACAGGUGGGUUGCCCCAAGCCCAGAAAUGCUGCAAAUACAAAAAAGAAAAAUGGAACAGAGACAACAAGGAGAGAAAAGUGGAAAUGUAGAAAACAAUGAAAAAUUGCAAGUGAAAGGGACAGGUGUGAAGCUGGAGGAGCAAAAGGCAGAGGAAUCUCUGCAGCGUCUGGAGCAGGAGAGAAAAAGCAAUGUUGAAGAAGCCCAGAAAGAAGAAGAGAGGCAGGUGAAGCCAGGAGGGCAUGAGAAAGGCCAACUGUCACCAUUAAAACAGUCUCCAGCUGAAAAGAGGGUCCUACAGGAAGACUCUGUAGAAAGGAAAGGGGCGCGCCUACCAGAAGGACAGAAAAGUCCUAGUCUAAAAGUACGCCAGCCACUGGAAAACCCAAAAGAACAAGACAGGUCCUUCCAGUUGCCAUUGGACAAACACAUGCAUGCAGAAGAGAAACAUUUAGAAACUGCUGAGCUCCCUGUUCAAGAAGAACGAAGCCCACAAAAGGUAAAGCAGCCGGACAGAGAGCUGAAGGAAGAUGAAACACUCAGACACAGUCCGAGAAGUAACGUCGAUACUCAGGUGAAAGACAGAAUUCUAGGAGAAGAGCUCCGCUGGCAGGAAGUGGAUGCAAGGCAAAAUAUGCCCAGGGGGUUCACCUUUCAAGUUUCUUCUGGAGAAAAACAAAUCAUAUUUCAAAAAGUGAAUCUGAGCCCAGUCACUCCCAUGAAAGAGGCACCACCUCCUUCUGUCUCAAAAGAACCGAAGGCUCCUCAGUCUAGUACGGGUGCCCAUGCUCUUCCGUCCUCUUUGUGUGUCCCACAUACUGCAAUCUUGGUCACUGGAGCACAGCUCUGUGGCACUGCGGUAAACCUGAAUCAGAUAAAAGACACUGCCUGUAAAUCUUUGCUUGGUCUAACGGAAGAAAGAAAAACUGCGGACGUCGCACAGGCAGAAGAUACGCCAAAAGGGUCGCCUGACGCCAAGCUUAGUGGCAGUAAAAUGAAGACGGCUCAGGAUCCAUUGAGCAACGACGCCAUAUUAGCUGAGUGGGCUACGAUUCGAUCCAAAAUCCUGAAAAGUGCAGAAUCUGGGAAAGUGAAUGAGAAAGACCGAGGGAGUAUUAGCAGGCACAGCGAUGACUGGACCCCUAAAGGGCGAGGGGCUUCUCAUAGUAAUUUAAGAAAAACCUUGUCAGCAAAUGCAAAGUUUUCUAUCACUCCUGCGUGGCAGAAAUUUUCAGAAACCACAAAGACUAACAUAGAUGCAGAGAGCAAACCUGGUCCUGAGACAGAGGACUUAGCAAGACACUUGAGCCCAUUUACAGGUGCGAACCAUGAAGCAGUUCCUAAAGAGGGAUUGCAGUCUAAAUUUAACACACUUGGAAUAUCUCUAGGGAAAAGUGAGGAGCCCCACGAAAUGGCAGAUCGCACAGAAGGCUGUAAGUUUGCCAAAGAUCUUCCCUCCUUUCUCGUCCCAGGAGUCCCUCAUUCUUUAGAGAAAGAAACAUCUCCGUCAGAAACCGCUGAAUCUCUGCAAAAUGUUGGUGUGAGGAAAAUAGACAAAGGGUCGCCCAAUGGAGAAGAGAAAGUUUCUCCAUUUGGAGUGAAAUUGCGGAGGACAAACUAUUCUGUGCGUUUCAACUACGAUCAGCAGGCAGAGCAGAAGAAGAAGAAGAGAUACAGUGCAGGAGACAGUUUUGAUGGGGUGCCCACCCCACUAGUUACCCCGGACAGUGACAAAGAUUCAAAUAAUAUCUUUUUGAAAGAAAACAAAUCCCCCAGCCAAGAGAAAAAAGAGACCGUUAUUCAUUCUGCACACGACACUCCAACCAAUGUCAAUCAAAAUUACACCACAGCUGCCCCAGCGUGUCCUUCAGCGAGCAGUCAGGGGUCUGUACCUAGUCAAGAGAGACCUAUCUGUAAAUCCCCACUUCUGCAAAAGCCAGCAUUAGCUCCAAAGCCCACCAGCCAAACCCCACCCUCGUCCCCUCUCUCAAAAAUGCGCCGAUCUCACCUAAUAGAGUCAGUUGGGCUGAGGGUGGCUAAAACAGAACCCGAUGCCUGUUGGAGAAGAGCGGAAGUGAAAGGGAGCUCUCUGCUCGCUCAGACUCAGGAUGAACGCAAGAACGAGGAGGAGGAGUCGAGGGAGAAGAAGUCGUUUUUCCCAUCCAUUACCAUGCCCUGGAGAGAAAAAACAGAGAAAAAGCCAGAGCCACUGAAAAGAGAAAGGCCUGUUCUUCAGAGCAGGCAUUCCAUAGAUGGCUCCAAGGUGAUGGAAAAAGUGGAAUCAGCUCAGCCCCUCUGGAUUACACUGGCUCUGCAGAAGCAGAAGGGUUUCCGAGAGCAGCAAGCAACGAGGGAGGAGAGGCGGCAAGCCAGAGAAGCCAAGCAAGCCGAGAAACUGGCAAAAGAAAAUGCCAGUGUAAACAAUCAGCCGGAUAAUAAAAGCAGUGGUAUCAGCAGGAUAAGUUCAUUGCCGAAAUCCGCAACCCAGGAAGAGGAGAAGAAAGUUGAAACUCCCUUGACAAGGCUUGAACGUCGAGAACAGCUAAAAAAAUCGAACACUCUUCCAACAUCUGUGACAGUGGAGAUAUCCAAUUCUGUUCCUUCGUCGCCCUUGGCAAAAGAAGUCGCAAAGAGAUUCUCCAACCCUGAUGCUAAUCCCGUGUCAACAGAACCCGCCUGGCUGGCUUUAGCCAAGAGGAAAGCGAAAGCUUGGAGUGACUGUCCACAAAUCAUCAAGUAAAUGGUGCUGUUGCGGCUGGUCACUCUCACUUAUUAAUUGCUCCCAAGUUUUUAUUAGUUUUUUCUCAUGACAGAACAAAAUGAACAGAAUUAAGUGCAAAUUGUAUAAGAAUAUGAACCCUUGGGACAGUUUUCCAUUUCUGUUGGCUCACUGCAGAGUUCAUCUACAUUAUAGAAUCUAUUACGUUCAGCCUCCAAGUAAAGGGGAAGAGGCAUGCAGGUUUCAUCUGUCUGAAAGAUAUCGAGAAGUUUCAGAUCCUGGCCACUUUCUGCUCCAGGAUUCCUGAAUUUUGGCUUUGGAUUUCUACUUGUCUUUGCUAUAUUAUUGCAAACAAAGUAGAGAUUCCAGCUGCUUCAGUUUUGAAAAUGAAUGUAAGGUGCAUGUUUCUAAUUUUUAGUUGAGAAUGUAAUGCCAUUUACUGGAAAAUUAAAAAAAUCUCUACUCAGGUACAGGAUUUGGGAAGAGCCAUUCCUGUCUUAGUAGUAGUAUUCAGAGUAUAUAAAGAUUAGUUUGUAUUAAUGUAACCAACCUAGUGAUGACCUGGCACUGAAAUAAUUUCUUUCAAGACCCAUAAAAGCAUGAAUAUGCCUAGUCGUACCACAA